CAUUCAUUUCGAUUCUGUCUCUUGUCGCGAACAGACGUUUGGGAAAUAGUUCACGGUGCGGGUGACGUGACAGUGCAAAAAUUAAAUACAACAAAAAAAGGCAAAUAAGGCAAGAGGGAGAGCAAAUAAAAAACAGCAAAAUUAGCUGGAGGGGCACAACAACAAAUUUGAUACAUACCUAUAUAUACGUGCUUUAAUAGUGAAACACACGCACACGCACGCACGUUUCUCGCUCGCCCGUACAUAUAUUUAUCGGUGUGUGUAUAUAGAGGCGGCUGGUAAAAUUCCAUUGUGAAACGAAAGGAAGUUAUUGUUUUCUGUGGCUCUAUGUAUCUAUGCACCAUAUAUAUUAACAAAACAAAUAACAGUGUGUGCAUAAAAUUGAUAAAAGCUAAAAACGUGUAAACAAAAAUUAAACAAAAAACCGCGCAGCGCAAUCACGUUUUCCGACACUAUUUGUGUUUCUUCUGUUGUUUUUUGUGUGGAUACCGCGAACGAGAGGGAAUUGCUCCAACAAGUGCACCUUAAUUGAAGCUCCAGUGAACGAAGAAGAAGGAGUAGUACGGAAAAAAAACAGUAGGAGGAGUAGACGCGUUAUCGCUAUCGUUAUCGCACCCACACACUCGCACAUGUACAUCCAGUGAUAAGCGGAGAAGAGUAAACAGGCGGUACUUAUCAGCAUUUUUCACUCGUUCCAACAUAAAUAAACAGGCCGCUUCGUAAUGCCAUUCUGAAAUUUCGAAUAUAAAUCCGGGACGUGAAACGUGAAAAAAAGAACCCGACAGAAAAGUAUAAAAUAUCUCUCAUCUCAGCUUUGGAAGAGAAAAGUAACUCGCCGCGCAGUGAAUUCGCCGCACAGCAGUCGACUCGACAACCUGUUUGCUCGCCCAUAAAUUCGCCCCGGCAUUUAUCUCACAAUUAUUUCUGCACUGACGUAAGGAGGAGCACUUCCACCAUUCCACCGCAACUGCAGCAAACCACGUCGACGCAGCAGCAGACGCAGCAGCCGCUUCACAAAACGGUCUUACUGCCCAGGAGCGGAUUCGGUGCGUUUCCAGUUCAAGCAGCCGGAGGAGGAGGAGGAGGCGGAGGAGGCGGAUCGAGGAGCAGGAGCCCCAUUGGCACCACCAUGGAGCCCUAUUGGAACGAGACGAACGGACACGCCGCCCAUCCGGUCAAGUAUGAAAGCCAAGCGACCAACAGCCCAAUAUCCGGCUAACUGAUGGAGAGCUCAUUGAGGCACACUGAUUGAUUUGGCUGAUCCACAGCGUUUUCGAGUCGAAGCGACAAGUUUUAAUCCACUUUCUCUUUGUUUUCUUGCAGCCUUAAUUUAUUUUGAUGAUGAAUUUUAAAUAAAUGAAAAGAAACUGAAAGCAAACAAUAAACCAUAUUUAAAACGCAUUUAACUAAUAACCGUAGACUAACUAGCCCUAAGUUAUUACACCUAAGUUAGGCUAAGUUAUGCGCCUAAUAAAUGCAUUACUAAAACAAAUAAAAAAAUUUGAAAAACUACCAUCUAAAUACGAAAAUUUGAACGAUCUGAAAAAAACAAUACAAAACAAAACCAAAUAAUAUAAAUCAUAUUUGAACAAGAUUUGGACUUACCUGUGUUUCUUUAUCCUUCCCACUUCUUUUUGCAUAUCGAAACGAAUUAUAGCGAAGCAGCUGUCUCCAGUUUUCCUUAUUGCACAGAAUCUAGUUUAAAUUUUUCAACAUCAGCCACGGCAUACAGCGAGGACGAUGCUGAAUAUGCCACCGGAAGACGUAAUAAGACAUCGAGGCAAGAUCCACUUUCCCAUCGCAUCAUCGAGAAACGGAGACGAGAUCGCAUGAACUCCUGCCUGGCGGACCUGUCCCGCCUCAUCCCGCCGCAGUACCAGCGCAAGGGGCGUGGCCGGAUCGAGAAGACGGAGAUCAUCGAGAUGGCCAUCAGGCACCUGAAGCACCUGCAGAGCGAGUGCCAGCAGAAGGAGAGCGACUACCGGAGUGGCUACAUGGACUGCAUGAAGGAGGCGGCCAAGUUCCUCUACGACGUUCACAUGCAGGACUUUUGCCACCGCCUCUUGGGUCGCCUGCAGGAGCACAUCGAUGAGAUGUUCAAGACGGACUGCUACAAGUCGACGCGCAGCUGCCACAUGCCGGAUAAUGUGAGCGCCUCCAGCGGCAGCCCCCACCAGGCGUACCACCCACCGCUGUGCCACCUGCGCGACAUGUUGGCCACCUCUGCCUCGGAUGUGGAGCACAGUCAGGACCAUAACGACGUCAAGGAUUUGAGUUUCCGGAACCAUCUCAACCAGCUGCAGCGGAGCCAGCAGGCGGCGGCAGCGGCAGCAGCAGCAGCAGCCGCAGCAGUAGUUGCAGUCGCCAAUGGCAGUUCGCCGGCUUCGAAUGCCGGCAUGGACUCGAAGGUCCCGCUGAGCAAUGGUGGCGGCAGUGUUGGAGCACCGCCAGUAGCUGAUAACGUGCCCACUAAUUCCACGGGCAGUGGACCGGCAGCAGCGUGUGCUGGGGGAAACAGCAAUAGCAGUGGCAGUAACAGCAGCAACGCAGCCAGUUCCACCACCUGUCCGCCGGCCGGAGGCAGCUGUCCAGCCAAAAUCACACCGCUGGCGGCACACCAGCAGCCCCACCAGGCGCCAGUGAUUACUUCGACGGCCCCGCAUCAUCAUCACCAUCAUACGGACAGCAGCCACCACGACUUCGAGUCGUCCAGGGAGCCGAUCCUACACACCGAUACCUCUAACAUGCACUCGCCACCGCCCAGGGAUCUGCUGCUGCAGCAGCAUCCCCACCUGGCCCAUAGCCACCAUACCCAGGACAGCCUGAUGUCCGUGCGCAUGCGCAACUAUUCGGAGUCCUCCCACGAGGUGGAGCACAACAACAACUACAAGUACAAGAAUCACAUCAAGGAGCGGUUCGUCCACGAGCUCCACGACGAGGAGACGAGCAGCGAGCAUUGUCCGGUGGCGGCCCACCUCCAGAGCGAUCACUCCCACUUGCAGGCCUUGUCGGAGCACUCCAAGGACGGCACUGAACCCGAAAUAGCCCCCAUUAUGGCCAAGAAACGGAAGUUGGCCGAGGCAGCGGCCAAUGGAGAAAUACCCCUAGAGGUUCAUACCGAGUCCAGCAACGCGGGAGCGAGUUCCGCCAACCGACUGGACAAACCCUCGCCCUCGUUCAACUUCAGCGACAUCAAGGACAUCAAGGCGGAGCUGCACAACGGCAACUCCAACUCCAGCCCACUGCUGGCCAAGCUGAGUGCGGUGGCUGCUGCCGGUGGCCAGUUGAGCACACCGAGUAGCACAACCGCUCCACUGCCGCCCAGGCACUCCUUUACGGUGCCCAUAUUCGCGCUGCACGGACAGGGCAACUACUACGUGCCCCUGAACGUGGACUACAAUGCACUGGUGCCUUUCCUGAAUGGAAUGGAUCUGCUGGAGAAGAGCUACACCAGCAUGCCCGUGGUGCAUCCCAUCAACAUCAAUGUGAACUUCAUGCCCAGUUCACCGUCCGCCUCGCUCUUGGCCGCUGCUGCAGCUGCCGCUGUGGCCGUUGGCAAGCAACAGCAACAGCAAGCUGUGGUGGCCGCCGGAGCGGGACAUCCCCUGUCCACCAACUCGGCGGCGGCUCAGGCAGCCGCUGUGGCCGCCGCAGCGGCGGCCAAGGCCAAACUGGAGCAGGCCAUGAACCAGAGCUGGUAAAGUCAAGCAAUCGCAAUGCAACGGGUCGACAGAUGGAACAACACUACCUCAGUACUUCUGUGAAUAAUCAUCAAAUGAUUAAUCUCAAAACAAAAACACUAAGCGACAUCUGCGCCCAAAUGUACCUACCAUACAGAAAAGGUUAAUGAAAUCGGAGGAGGAGAAGCAAGCGAAUUCACUGGGGGUGUAUCCUAAAUCUCUGGCGGAUUAAAAGCAUAGUUAGGUCUUGUAUCUUGUAUUACUUUUUUGCCAACUUUUGUCCACAGAGCGUGAGCUAUGUAGCUAAAACCAGUGCUGAACUGGAAAUUCAGUGUGUAAAGGUGUUGAAAUGCUCUGGAGAUUUUAGAAGUACACCAAUUUGUUACCUUUGGAUUAGUUUAAACCAUAGAGACAGCAAGGAGCCGCCGCCUCAAAGGCUGGGCACCUACUAGUGAAAUGAUUUCCAAUUGUUAAGCGAGGUGGAUAAAACAGCUAGAGUAGCUAGUUGUUAAAUAACUUGAACAAAAAUUGAAUGUCUAUUAUAGUGCAUGCAUUGAAAACUACAAAGAACAUAUAUGUAUGUUGUGUGCAGCCGAUAGAACGUAUAUGAUGCCAAGAGUCAGUCCCACGUAAAAAAUCUAAUGGAUUUUAAAACAAAACUAAAUGUGAAUUAAAUGUAUUUUUAGAGGUUUAACGUUUUUUGCAAUUUAAAUAAGUGUUGUGGUUUCAUAUAAGGUAGUCAGAUAGCCAAGUGACUCCCGUCAAACAAACAAAGUAAUCUAUAUAUACAAAUCAAAUAUAUUGAUAGAAACAUAUAUAUAGUAAACCACUAGUCAGAGAACUUGUACGAACACGUAAAACAAAAACAAAAUGGGAGAUAAACAAAUCAAAAACCUAUUAUAUUCUAUGUGUAAAUAUUAUUAGCAAGCAAUUGUCCUUUGUUUAAGUUUGUAUUUUAGUGACAAAUUAUGUUAGGUUGGUUGGUUAACACAUGGGAAAAAAAACGAAAAAAUAUUUGAAAAAUACCCAAAAACUUUUCUAUUCAAGGAAUGCACCGCGUUUCAUUCUCGAAAUGCGGUCUAUAGUUAUUAUUAUUAUUAUGAUCACUACUGUAUAACACUUAAGUUGUUUCUUUGUGUUUUUGUUAUUCAAGAAAUUAAACGCAAUUUCCAGA
Messenger RNA from Drosophila erecta, 4854 nucleotides. It is a transcript of the gene cwo, whose product is annotated as transcription factor cwo. The record is from RefSeq and is a predicted model, not a curated record. Gene Ontology annotation, molecular function: DNA-binding transcription factor activity, RNA polymerase II-specific; protein dimerization activity; RNA polymerase II cis-regulatory region sequence-specific DNA binding. NCBI's taxonomy places the organism in Eukaryota, Metazoa, Arthropoda, Insecta, Diptera, Drosophilidae. Gene Ontology annotation, cellular component: nucleus. Gene Ontology annotation, biological process: regulation of transcription by RNA polymerase II; regulation of neurogenesis; anterior/posterior pattern specification. The transcript is spliced from 4 exons. The coding region runs from base 1830 to 3701 and encodes 623 amino acids.